AAUUGUUCAGGAAGAACGCGUCUCCGUUUAUUUACACUUUCCAGCCACCUUGUGUUUAUACAAAGAUGAGUAAGAAAGUAAUGGUUAUCGUCCAUGUGUGAACAUCAAAGUAACUUGGUGAUUUUUUAAAGGAAGGCAUACAUUUCAAAACAUAUAAAAUGAUAUAUUAGGUAUCUUUAAAAAAAGAUCACAGACAUGUUGUACAACAUUUUUAUAAUAAUUAUCAUAUUUUUAAAUUCUGGUUUGGCUCAACGACAAAGAGAAAAAAUUUGUCCACGAGGCUGUCGAUGCGGACUGCCGCUAACAGUAAGAUGUAUAAAUAUUGGAUUGAAACGUAUACCGAGUGCGAAUAUACCUAACGAUACAAUCGUUUUAGAUUUGAGGUAUAAUCAAAUCAGCGAGAUAAAAAAGGAAGAUUUUAAUACUCUUCCUCAUCUUGAAAGAUUAUUUCUUGGAAACAAUUUGUUAAAAGAUAUUGAACCAUUUUCAUUUUUAAAUCUUAAGAAGUUGAAGCAUUUAUAUUUAUUUAGCAACAAGUUAGAAAGUAUAAAUGAAAAUACUUUCUCUGGUUUGUCAAAUUUAGAACAGUUAUACUUACAAAAUAAUGAAAUUGAAAGAAAUUCACCGAAAGCAUUCUCUGAUCUCGUGUCCUUACAAAGAUUAUAUCUACAUCGAAAUAAGCUGACAGAAAUUGAUAAGCGUGUUUUGUCACCAAUGAAACAAUUACGCAGAUUGAAACUCAGUUCAAAUCACAUUCCGUGCACGUGCCAUUUUGCGCGACUUGUGAAAGACAUCACACUUGAAGGGAACAUACAUCUGGGAGCUACUUGUAUUUACAAAGAUGUAGAACACCAAGCUAACAGUUUGAAAUACUCAGAUCUGGGAUGCUAUAAACCGACAUUUAUAACCGAUCUUACAAGGCAGAUAGCAGUGCUUGGCGGCAUAGUAAAAUUGCCAUGCAAAGCCAAAGGGAAUCCCCCACCCGAAAUAUCGUGGCUAAAAGAUGGUAACCGCAUCAAUGCAAAUAUAAGUCAUGAGUUUCAAAGCGAUGGCACCUUAGUGUUAAGUCCGAUCACGGUAGAAUCUUCUGGCUUCUACCAAUGUGUUGCUGAAAAUGUUAUUGGGAUUAAGGUCCUUGGUACAACUGUUGGAAUUGUUGCGGAUGAAGUCAUACCUACUUUUCUUGAAACACCAACAAAUAUUGAUGCUAUUGUUGACAGCAUAGCGUUGUUUAACUGCCGUGCUACUGGAUACCCAAGACCAAGUGUUAUAUGGGUGAAAAAUGGUCAACUGAUACAAGAAGAAAAAGAUAGAUUUAAACUCUCAACAACUGGCGACUUAGAAAUUCAAUCACUUCAAAUUAGCGAUGCUGGUUAUUAUACCUGUCGUGCAGAAAACAACGUCGGGAGUGUGACACACACAGCUAAACUAGUUGUGAAAGCUCCCCCGUCAUUUACAAGAACACCGAGUAACCAAAACAUUUUAGACGGCGAAACGGCCUCCUUUAAAUGUAAAGCAACUGGCUAUCCUGCACCGGCUAUUGCUUGGCUCAAAGACGGCAACCGAUUACCUUCUGACGGCAAGCAUGUCGUGUUACCAUCUGGUACGCUGCGAAUACUGUAUGCUCGUAAAGAAAACGCGGGUACAUAUGAAUGUCAAGCCAUAAAUGUUAUUGGUGUGGUUGCUGUGCGUGCAAAUUUAUCAGUCAGAGCGCGAAUCAAGCCAAAAAUUACUGUAAAGCCCGCAGAUAUGACUGUACAGUCUGGAAAUACAAUAAAUUUUCAUUGCGCAGCAGAAGGCGCGCCGAAGCCGGUUAUCGCAUGGAGAAGAAACGGUGUACAGGUAACUAAUGGCAACCGAUUUAGUGUAAACUCGGUGACUGGUGUAAUUGAAAUUAAAGAUAUUGGAAAUGUUGAUGCUGGUCGAUGGGAAUGCGUGUCUAGGAACAGUGUUGGAUUUGCUUCAGAUUCUUUCAGUCUCACAGUUAUUGGUCCAAAAAAUGGAACAUAUGAAGGUGAUCGCUUUGUUGUUGAAUCUGUCAAGCAAGCUCUUCUAGAAGUUGAUGGUGCUAUCGAAUUGACAAAAAAGAAAUUACAAACAUUUCAGCCACGGUCACCUGCGGACUUAUUAGCAUUAUUUCGUUUUCCUUCUCCUGAUGCUAUAAAAAUUGCAAGGUCAGCAGAAAUAUUCGAAAUAGCUUUGGAACUCAUUCAAAAGAGUGUAGAUUCAGGUAUUUUGCAUAAAGGGAUGAAACAGAACUACCAUUUUAAUGGGUUGGUUUCACCAGAACGCAUUCGGUUACUGGCCAAUCUGUCUGGAUGCACUGCACAUCAUCGUCUUGUUAACUGUUCGAACCUUUGUUUUCACCGAAAGUAUCGCUCAUAUGAUGGUUCUUGCAACAAUUUUAACCACCCUAUGUGGGGUGCUGCUCUUACGCCCUUUUCCCGCCUCCUAAUCCCUAACUAUGAGAAUGGUUUUAACACUCCAAUUGGAUGGAAUGACACUCAGCUGCCAAGUGCCAGAAAAGUUUCCUUAGAUAUCAUAUCUAGUGCUAACGUUACGGCAGACAAACAAUAUACACAUAUGUUAAUGCAGUGGGGUCAAUUUUUGGAUCAUGAUAUGGAUUUUACUGUCACUAGUCCCAGUACCUCUCGUUUUAAUGAUGGUACCUCUUGUCGUGAAAGCUGCGAAAACCAACAACCUUGUUUUCCUAUCAAAAUACCAGAGGACGAUCCUCGUAUCAAGCGAUACAAAUGUAUGGAAUUCACUCGAUCAAGUGCUGUCUGUGGAAGCGGUUCUACGUCUGUAUUUUUCGACACAAUUACGCCCCGUCAGCAAAUAAACCAAAUUACGUCAUUCAUUGAUGCGUCUAACGUGUACGGUUCUUCUGAAAAAGAUGCAUAUGACUUAAGGUCCUUUGAAGAAGAUAGCGGUUACUUAAAACAGGGAAUGCAUUAUAAAGAUGGGAAGUUUCUGUUGCCUUUCAACCAGAACACUCCUAUCGAUUGCCAAGUAAACAAAUCUGAAAGUCGGGUGCCGUGUUUUUUAACAGGAGAUCACCGUGGCAACGAACAACUUGGUUUGCUUUCCAUGCAUACGUUAUGGAUGCGACAACAUAAUCUCUUAGCGCGACGGCUCCGUCGUUUUAAUCCACAUUGGAAAGGCGAGAAGGUAUACCAGGAAGCGAGAAAAAUCGUAGGCGCACAAAUGCAGCACAUUUCUUAUACCGAAUGGCUCCCGAAAAUACUCGGUAAACAAGGAAUGGCGAAAUUGGGUGAAUAUACCAGAUAUAAUCCGAAUGUUGAGCCGACAAUAUUUAAUGCAUUCGCUACUGCUGCUUUUAGAUUCGGUCAUACUUUAAUUCAACCAUUUCUUGCUCGUCUGAAUAAAUCAUUUGACGAAAUUCCCGAAGGUAAUUUACCAUUGCAUAAGGCUUUCUUUUCCCCCUACCGCUUGAUCGAGGAGGGCGGUAUUGAUCCUUUAUUAAGAGGUUUAUUUGGAACUCCAGUAAAAGACCGAAAAGCAACCCAUCAACCGUUUAAUUCCGAACUCACUGAACACUUAUUUGAAAUGGCGCAUGCAGUCGCACUGGAUCUUGCUGCGUUGAAUAUCCAACGUGGAAGAGACCAUGGGUUACCUACAUACAAGAGUUGGCGUUCGAUUUGCAAUAUGAGCGAUGUUAACCGUUUUGAAGAUUUAAAGAAUGAAAUAAAAAACAAAAAACUUCGAGAAAAAUUGAAAACAAUUUAUGGAUCAGUGGAUAAGAUUGAUUUAAUAGUUGGUGGAAUAUUAGAAGACCCUCUCCCUGGUUCGAAUUUAGGUCCUUUGUUUAUGUGUUUAAUCUCCUUGCAGUUCAAAAGGCUCCGCGAUGGAGAUAGGUUUUGGUACGAAAACCCGGGAGUGUUUACACCAGAACAACUUACUCAAAUCAAACAAACAACGUUGAGUCGCGUUAUAUGUGACAACAGUGAUGAUAUACGUCACGUGCAACGUGAUGUGUUCACACGUGUGACGCGCACAUCUGACUACACACCCUGUUCCCAACAUCCUGUCGUCGACGUAAGGUUUUGGAAAGAAUGUUGUAACGGAGAUGACGCUUGUUCUUCUUCGGAUCACACAAACACACUGACCAAUUAUCUUCAAGAAAAUCGUUCGAGCUCUCCGCGGAAGAGGUCAACGCACCGUCACCGAAGAUCUUUUACUGAUAUUGAUGAAAGUCCGUUUAACUUUAAUAACACUGUCGUUGAAGAAACAGAACUACCUGUGGUGGUUGGUAAAAAGCAAAACUUAAAAUCUAAAAUUAAACUACUGAAUAAGAUAAAAUCGAUGACAAAGAAAAUAAAAAAGUUCUCUCGAAUACUUAAAGAAAUGAAGAAGCAGUUAUCAGAAUUAAGAAAUGAAAUACUUGAUGACUCGACAGAUUUAAGCGAAGCAUCUCCUUCAAAGAGCUGUGUUGAAAACGAUAUUGUGAGAGAUGAUGGAGAGCACUGGUUUGAUAUUUUUAACAGGAAAUGUUUUUGCGUGAACAAGAAAAUCAACUGCUCCAAAUGAAGAGGAUCUUGUGCAAAAGCUGCACAAAAUAAAUUUUAACUUAAUAUUAUCAUGUGUGCGCAAGAACGAAUCAACCUCAGAAUUUGUAUUCUUGCUGUAUUUAAAUUCUUGUGGUAACCAUCUUUAAAAUGGAGCGUUACCAGCAGUCAUUUCACUGGAUGCAUCUGGAACAUUAUUUAUUCACGCUUGAGAAUUUGGUUUGGUUGCAAGCACGUUCCAUCAAAUUUUAUCGUUAAGUCGAUUAUUUUAGAAAGAAACAUAUUCCUUAGGAUGUAA
Molecule: messenger RNA, 4827 nt
Organism: Hydractinia symbiolongicarpus
Lineage: Eukaryota; Metazoa; Cnidaria; Hydrozoa; Anthoathecata; Hydractiniidae
Product: peroxidasin-like
Exons: 18
Coding region: 196-4551 (1451 amino acids)
Biological process (GO): response to oxidative stress
Molecular function (GO): heme binding; peroxidase activity; protein binding
Source: RefSeq, a predicted model, not a curated record